This is a messenger RNA of Mobula hypostoma (lesser devil ray), 966 nucleotides long. Its product is annotated as probable G-protein coupled receptor 139. NCBI's taxonomy places the organism in Eukaryota, Metazoa, Chordata, Chondrichthyes, Myliobatiformes, Myliobatidae. The record is from RefSeq and is a predicted model, not a curated record. Bases 1 to 966 code for a protein of 321 amino acids. Gene Ontology annotation, molecular function: G protein-coupled receptor activity. Gene Ontology annotation, biological process: phospholipase C-activating G protein-coupled receptor signaling pathway. Gene Ontology annotation, cellular component: plasma membrane. The transcript is spliced from 2 exons.
AUGUCUACAAUGUUAGACAGAUACAAAGGUGUGCAGAAAAUAUUGAGAGAGCUCAUUGUCGUGUUUGGAGUUCCUGUGAAUUUACCGGCGAUUGUGACCCUGUCAGGGGGAAAGUGCGGCCUCUCUCCCUGCACCACCCGCUACCUGGUGACCAUGGCGACAGCAGAUCUACUGACCGUAGUCAUAGAGGUCCUUGUGCGUCAAGUCAUAAAACAUUACUUUCUGUGGAAUUUUCUGAGAAUUACCGCUGUGUGCAGAGUUGUCGAGGUACUGAGGUUCACAGCCACAUACUGCUCUGUCUGGUUCACCGUCAUGUUCACUUUCGAUCGGUUUGUCGGCAUCUGCUGUCAGAAGCUGAGAACAAAAUAUUGCACCGGGAAGACUGCGUCUGUGGUUCUCACAACAACCGGCGUGCUGUCCUUUCUGAAAAUCGUUCCCCGUUACUUUCUCUGGGAACCCAGAGAGAUAAUCGACAAUGUACCGUGGUGCUGUAAGCUCACGGACAAUACUUUCACUGAUACCGGAUGGGUAGUAUACGAUUGGCUCGAUAUAGUUUUAAAUCCGUUCAUCCCUUUCGCUGGGAUCCUGCAGCUCAACGCUCUGACAGUCAGACACAUUUUAGUGGCGAGUCGGGUCCGUAAGGGGUUGAGGGGUCAGAGCAAGUCGGAGAACCGCGGUGACCCGGAGACAGAGAGCAGGAGGAGGUCUGUAGUUUUACUCUUCACCUUCUCCGGCAGCUUCAUCCCCCUGUGGAUGACCCACGUUGUAAAUUUCAUGUAUUAUGAGAUGAAAGGAAUUGGAUUCGAUUUCAACGAUUCUGAAUGGAUUUUUCACCUCGUCGGAGAUUUGCUGAAGAAUUUCAGCUACUGGACGCACACAUUUAUUUGCCGUGACUCAAUCAAAAUUCAGAGAGCAGGUGAUCAGCGCGUUAAAAUGUCCGUUCACCUUGUUGCUACAGUUCCUUAA